AUGGUUCCCGGCAGAGGCCUCGCCAGCCUGCGUGCCACCGCGUGUCCCGCAGAGCCCACCUCGGUGUCGCGCUGUGCGUCCCCAGGGGUCUCGCGCCUGGCGCCCGGUGCCUGCGGACCCUCCCUCCCGGCGGGGACGCUGCCCCGGCCCUUCCCCAGCCGGGGGCUGUGCCCCGGGUUUGGGGGAAGUCGAAGUGAGGGGCGGCUUAAAGGGGAGUGCGAAGGUCUCCGCGGCCACUGUCCCCUCGCGUCACCCAAGCCCGGGCGCCGCCAGCUUGGACCCCGCAGCCCCUCCCCCGCCGCGGGCCACACCUGUUACCGGGCGCUGGCUGCUGAGACGCAGGCGGUGCGCGCCGGCGGCCCCUCCCGAUGCUGGGUCUUUCUGGAAGGGAGCUGGGGUCUCCGGGGAGGGGACCCGGCGGGGGAGGGGGUGAUGGGCAGCCCGGCGGUGCGACGAAGCGGGUGGCCGGGCCCCAGAGCCGCAGCCCCUGCCCCGCCCGCCUGUUUUGCUCCCGGCUCCAGCAUCCGCUCUCCCCCACGCGGGGACCGGAGCAGCUGCCUGCGCCCGGCCGCCCUGCGCGCUCUCGGCCUCCCAGGUGCCGCGUCCGCGUCCUCAGCCCGGCUCUCCAUCCCUGCCCGCCCCUCCCCCGCCGUCUGGGCGCAGCCCCGCCGACCGCUCCUCUCCAGGGGAGCGGGAUCGCCGGGGAGGGGCGGGGGUCUCCGGAUCCCGCGGGCCGGGCGCGCCCUCCCCAAGGCGAUCCCCGCCCCCCUGAGCCCAGGGCCCGGCUGCAGCAGCGAUCGCAGAAAGAGCCUUUCCGAGCGGCGCCUGGAGGGCGGACACCCCAGAAUUUCGCCAUUGUUCUCUGCGGGGAUGGAGGGCGGUCUGGAAGGGAAGGAGCCUCGCGGUGCCCGCGCUUCGGGCCGCAACGAGGGCGCCGGCCGGAGCUCCCCGCCCCGGGCGCGGUGGAUGCAGAGCCCGCAGACGAGGAGGCGCUUCCUUAGCUGUGCCACGCCAGCCCAUGGGCAUCGUGGGCAUCGGUGAGAAGGCUCUCUGGGCAGCUCUCUGUGGUCACCAGUGCCGUCCCACCCAGGAGGAUCCUGCAGCUCCAUAACAGUCCCCGUGAUGGCUUCCCCAUGGUCCAGGCCAUCCCAAGGUGGGCAGGAGAGCAGGACUAAACUGUGUGUCUCUCGUCGGCCCCCUGCCCUGGCUGCAGCCUCCACCCACUUCACAGACCUCGUCUGUUUUUCUGCUGGGAUCCUUCACACAGGCCCAGUGACAGAACGUGAGGGGCCUGAUGCAAAAUGAAAUAAAGUUGCCUCGUUCAAAAGCCCGGCAAAGUGCAGUUAAAGGUGCUGAAGAUACAGCCCUCUUCCUCCCUCCCCCACGCGCUCCUGGCUGGCCACGGUGUUUACUUGCUCUUUAAUGCCAUUCUCAGCAAAGAAAAAUUAAAACGUUAAGUUGCUAGCAUGAAUCUUGCUCUUCGUCUUUCUAUGGUAGAAUGCCAGUUUUAAAUGCAGAUAGAAGAGCUUUCAACUCAGACACCAAAUCACUGAAAUCAUUCAGCUCAGAUUUCGCAGCUCGUCCGUGUGUCUUCUGUUCUCAGCAGAACAAUGGAGACCACGCACGACACUCACUCGCCCGCUUCUAUGUCACUUCCUGAUGC
Molecule: messenger RNA, 1663 nt
Organism: Saimiri boliviensis boliviensis (Bolivian squirrel monkey)
Lineage: Eukaryota; Metazoa; Chordata; Mammalia; Primates; Cebidae
Source: RefSeq, a predicted model, not a curated record